UUCUCUUUCACACACCUCCUUUUGGUUUCCUUGGAGACCCACCUGACCUGACCUUCUCCUCCUCUCUCCUCCCCUGUUCCCUGUAAGUUAGUAGACCUCUCAGUGCAAAGGUUCAACCUGCUGCAGUUCUUCUGGCUGCCGCAGCGCUCCCGCACAGAGGGGCUCUUAUUCGGCAGCUUUUCCCCGUGCUCCGAUCCCCAACUUUGAUGAGGCUCUCCCAUUGUGAGAGCCACUGCGCCGGCCCCUUCCGCUUCAUCCCCUGCCUCCCCAAAUCCAAAGAUGCGAGCCGCGACGCUGCCUCUACUCCGGCGCCGCGCUCGGCCGCCGUGGCCGAGGAGGAGCCGCCUCCGGUUCAGAAGAUAGAGGCGCCGGUACCCGGAAAGGAAGACGACGAAGAGGAGGCCCAGAAGCACGAGGAUGGUGAGAAGGCAGCGCCGCCGCCGAAGAAGAGUUGCCUGAAGAAGGCCAUCUGCGGCGAUGAUAAGUGUGCCGCCAAAUGCAAUGUGCAGUGGCUGGAUUUGCUCGGAGAGGAUCUGACAGAGGUUAAGGAAUAUGAGCCAAGCGAACGUGGAGACUUGCUUGACGACGGAGACGGCAUCUCGACAUGUGUUUGCGUUAUCCAAUGAGUCAAGAAGAAUCCUGUAAAUUCUGUGAGAAAAAAGGGUGGUUCGAAUCAGCCAUGUGUUCUUUCCGGUGGAGGGCCAGGGUGUUUUGUUGCUUCCUCCAUGAGCUCCAUCGAAGAUGCCCAACCAGAACCACUCGUGUGUAGUUGUCAAAGAAAAACAAAAAGAACCAGUCGAAUGUAAACCAGUCUCAACUCUCAACAGUACAUGCAUUAGAUGCUGCGUAGCCUAGCCAUAGAUUGGUGUCAGUUUAUCAGGAUUGUGUUCGGGUCUGGGCAGCUGGUUUUUCAGAGUGGUACAUUGGUUGUCUAGUGCAGGCAGAAUGUUGCCUUUUGUAAAGCUUUUAUACUAAUAGAAAAUUAGCUCAGUACUACAACCUCA
This is a messenger RNA of Panicum virgatum (switchgrass), 1004 nucleotides long. RefSeq lists its product as uncharacterized. Lineage: Eukaryota; Viridiplantae; Streptophyta; Magnoliopsida; Poales; Poaceae. Bases 207 to 626 code for a protein of 139 amino acids. The record is from RefSeq and is a predicted model, not a curated record. The transcript is spliced from 3 exons.